AAGGAUAAUGACUCAAGGCCACUCAGAAUGAUUUGAAUUGUGCCACGCGAACGGCAGUACGAUCGCCACCGACGACUAGAAAUGCAUUACACAUUUCCGGUUUAUUACGGUCAAUUCGUGGAUCUACUUUUUGAGUGGAAAAAAAGUAUAUUUUCAAAAGUAAUUAGUUGGAAAAAAAAAUCAAAAGAAAAAAAAAAAUCUCACCAGACUGUGCGGGAAAUUCGGAGAAUUCCUAAAUUUUGAAAAAUAUCAAAUUACGGAAAUGCGAAAGGCCUGCGAGGAGUAAUACAUCAAACUGUUAUAACCUUGUUACAUUGGGGACAUCUUACCAUCUGUUUCCUCCAAAAAUUUGUCAACUCUGUGUCUAUUUUGAGAUACGAAUUAUUCGAAGAACCUAAUACAUAGUUCACUAAAUUGUGAAUUUCAGUACGAUUUCGAAACUUCUGUAAAUCGUACAGCCUGCCAAACCGAUCCAGCAUCACUUCUUAUUACUAUACAUUAUACACGCUGCAUCGUAUCUGUAACAAUUUCAUUGAAAGGUUCUCUGGCGCAAAUAUCAAACGUCGUAACCUUAAGUCAAAGAAUUCAUCCUGUUAUAUUGAACGUCUACGUCUUGUCACUGUCUCUUCUGAAAAGAACUGAACCCAUAUGUAAAUGACAAAAUAACGAAAUUGUAACUGAUCUGAGACAAGAAAGUACAAUUCCGAUACAGAUAAUUAUAAAAUUGUCAAACUGGAGCCAAAGAUGUCAAAAUCACUAGAUAACAGCAAUACAGACAACGCUUGCGUUGUAUGUUUUAAAAAUGUUGAGAUUUACAGCAUUGGAAUGUGCGAACAUCCAGUUUGUCACGAUUGCAGUACUCGGAUGAGAGUUCUGUGUUGCCAGAAUGAGUGUCCUAUAUGCCGUCAAGACUUGCCAAAGGUUGUAUUUACCAGAGAAGUCAAGCCGUUCCGUCACUUGCGAAAAGGAAACCUUUUAGAUAAAAGAUACAACAUUUAUUUUGACGAUGAAGAUAUACAAGAGAGAUUCAUCAAGUUACUCGCACAUUCUUGUGACAUUUGCAAAGAGAGACAAGUAUUCAGUAACUUCAACAGCCUCAAGGAUCACAUGAGGAGAUUUCAUGAAUUACAUUAUUGCGAUCUGUGUGUUGAAAAUUUGAAGAUUUUCUCCCAUGAGAGACGGUGUUAUACAAGGUCAGACCUCGCCCAACAUCGAAGGAAAGGAGAUGUGGAUGAUAAAAGUCACAAGGGACAUCCGCUGUGCGAGUUUUGCGAUCAGCGUUAUAUGGACAAUGACGAAUUGUUCCGUCAUUUACGAAGAGAUCACUUGUACUGUCAUUUCUGCGACGCCGACGGAUUGCACCAGUAUUACAGCUCCUACGACUACCUCAGAGAUCACUUUAGGCUUGAGCAUUUCCUGUGCGAGGAGGGUCCUUGUGCGGAAGAAAAAUUCACCUGCGUAUUUAGAUCCGAUAUUGAUUUGAAAGCACACAAGGCUAGCAUUCAUGGUAAACAAAUGGGAAAAGCAGCUGCUAAACAGGCUAGGACUUUGGAGCUGGAAUUCACUUUAGCACCACGAGGUGAUAGCAGAAACAAUCGAAGGAUGCCGGGAAGUUCGUCAACAACUAGAAAUUCCAGGGAUCACAACAGUAACAGGGAUUACAAUAAUCGGGAAUAUAAUAACAGAGAUUAUCAGCAGGAAGCUGGGGCAGUUGGUGGAGUUGAUUAUUUUCUGACCACAAAUGAACCAACCUACGUAAGGCAACCUUCUGUUGAUGUUCAAAGCACUCAAGAGUUUCCUACGUUGGGCAACGCAACACCAGUGGUUCCGAGCCUAGGUCAAACAAAGGGCAGAGGAAACCUCACGAUACGAAGCACAGUGAGAUCCAAGACUUUGGAUGUAACUGACGAAAACUUUCCUGCUCUGGGUCCGGAGGCUUCUAGUGCCACCGGGACUAUUUCGAAAACUGUUAAUCUGAGUGUCUCUAGUUCGAACAAGCCUGGUCCAAGUACGCCGCAACGUCAACAGAGCGCUACUCCAAACGUAUCCAUUCAUGUCAAUCAUAAGCCAAAUGGUACUGUAACUACCAGAGUCUCGGGACCUAAUAUUAGAAUUCGGCCCGCUCAACUGUCACGAGAUUCUGAUUUUCCAGCAUUGGGAAAUCCUGAACCUAGUACAAACCUAAACACGGCGCAAUGGACGAAAGUUACCUGUACGAAGACACCACAAAAUGUUGUUCCCAAGUCUAAAAAAGUUGCACCACCACCGCUGGCACCUUCGCCUCCUAUAGCAUCCGGCAAAGAUUUUCCAAGUCUAUCCAAAUCAUCGAAAUCCAAAAAGCAAUCAAGUAUUUCUGUUGUACCAUCGACACCUGCAUGGGUUCAACCGCAGACAUCCGAAACGAACAGUGCGAAGGCUAUGAGUGAUUCUACUAAAGGAAAAACCAAAAAGAAAAAAGCUAAGCAGAUCUCAAAUAGUAAUAAUUCUAGCGGCAACGAAUCUAGCAGUUCAAAAUCCAAUUCAAACAAAGAUAGAGAAUCAUCUAAGAAUGCAGAGGAUAUGGUGAAAAGAGAAAACGGAGCAUUGAAAAAUUCGAUCGGUGAACCUAAGAAAGUUGAAGAAGUUAAACGUGGUGGUGGAAUGUCGAAAAGUAAAGCAGCAUCGGCAAUGGUCUCUGAGGAACUCAAGCAGGAUGAAGAGGUGCCUCAGAAAGAUAACGAGCAAUGUAAGAAAGAGAAAAAGAAAUCGAAAAAUGCUUCGCAAAUCAAUGCCAGCUCCAUGGACAACACAUUCGCCUCAGCCAAUUCAGCAAAUGGGAAUAGUAGUACAGUUAAUGCUCAGCCAAAUACGGUCCAGAGAAAACGAUCGGAGUUAAAAAUUGAUAGCCUGAAAUCAACAAACAAUAAUACCAAUUUUGAGGAUUUUCCAGCCUUAGGAUCUUUUCCAACUAGACCCCCAGGGUUUACAGAACCUCCCCCAGGUUUUGGAUCAGCUCCGCCACCUCCGCCAGGAUUCUUUGUCACACUUAAUAGUGUUCAACGUCCGCAAAGUAAUGGCUUGACCUUCACAAAUAGUUCAGGUCAAAGUUAUUCCAUUUUACCGAACAACGACAAGCAGCAAGAUAAAAACUACGAAUAUGUACCGCCUCCAGAUUUUUCCAAGAGAAAUAAAAAUCUAGUUGCCAAGGUCGGCGAAGAACUUGGUGUUUCAGAAGCGAUAGAAGAGUUUCGGUAUCUUAGCGGACUCUUCAGACAGGGUACUUGCAAUGCUCAAGAUUAUUACAGUCGUUGUCGCGACUCGAUGGGUAUGUCAGCAUUUGGAACGAUAUUUCCCGAACUUCUGGUUCUUUUGCCAGAUAUUAGCAAACAACAAGAAUUAUUCAAGGUACAUAAAAAAGAAUCUGGUUCAAAACUCAAAGGGUUAGACGUGUGUGCAACUUGUGCCCAAGUUGUAAAAAGCGGCUCUGACUUGAGAGCUCACUUAUCAAGUCACGCCCUGGAAAAUCAUUUCCCUGUUCUUGGAAAAGUAGCACCUAUCCAACAAAGUAACAGUUGGGUGAGAAAAUGAGAAAAUGAAAAUCUCAUAUGUGCAAACAUCAUAAAGAACCUGUAGAUUAUUGUAAGAUUGUUUAAAAGAUGAAUGCACAACCCUGCAGUUUAUUUGAUCUUAACAUGCGCUCGAUUUUUGGAUAUUGCUAAUUCUAGUCUAUCGAAAUUUUAACACCAUACAUAAGAUGCACUACUCAAAUUUUCUAAAAUAUUCAUACAAUAAAAAUGAAAAUGGUUCAUGGAAUAUGGAUAAAUUUCAUAUUUUCUCACUUGUUCUGAAAAUACACGGAGCCGACAUUUAAUUGAAAGUUCAUUGAGCAUUGUGCAGCUUUUAGCAAUAACUAUAAGAAUUUCGUUAUCAAGAUAUUAAGUAAAAGCUCAAUCAACAACUAUAGAUG
Diprion similis is the source of this 3946-nucleotide messenger RNA. Its product is annotated as E3 ubiquitin-protein ligase ZNF598. The record is from RefSeq and is a predicted model, not a curated record. The transcript is spliced from 2 exons. Gene Ontology annotation, molecular function: ribosome binding; ubiquitin protein ligase activity. Lineage: Eukaryota; Metazoa; Arthropoda; Insecta; Hymenoptera; Diprionidae. Gene Ontology annotation, biological process: rescue of stalled cytosolic ribosome; protein ubiquitination. The coding region runs from base 745 to 3567 and encodes 940 amino acids.